AUGGCAGUGCAGAAAAAGACCGAAGAGUACGCCGCGAUGAAACUCUACAUAAGGCGCCUGGCACGCGAAGCCAGUUAUGGGGGCACGGUUGAAGUAAUAGCACAUAUUCCUUCUUCUGAGCCAAAUGAUAAUACUCUGGGACAUGAGAGUGCACGCAAUGCACGGCUCCAAGUUGAAUGGAGAUUCGAGUGCCCUUUCAUCCCCACUGACGACUAUUGGGACACAUUGGUCAGGUUCGCGAUGGUGGACGGGAAGAAGGGCUGGAUGGAUCCGAACGCGCCAAUGCCAUGUUACGGGCAGUCUCUACUCCGAAGAUCGCGCGCUAUUAACGGUGUUAACUGGGGACAGAAUACGGGUGGCAGCACAUCUACUACCUAG
Messenger RNA from Aspergillus niger, 378 nucleotides. RefSeq lists its product as uncharacterized. The record is from RefSeq and is a predicted model, not a curated record. The transcript is spliced from 2 exons. The coding region runs from base 1 to 378 and encodes 125 amino acids. NCBI's taxonomy places the organism in Eukaryota, Fungi, Ascomycota, Eurotiomycetes, Eurotiales, Aspergillaceae.